AUGUCUAGCACUGCUUCUCUAAAGGAGGUAAAGCCUGCGAUCCCAUCAGACUCGCUGCUGUCGUCUGUGAUCCAUAACCAGCAAAAUGUUGCUGAAGAAUCUGCUCCAGCAGCAUUUUUCGAGGCCGAUGCCGGUGAUGGAACCAAGAGAGAAGACAUGUAUUUGAGCGGCAAGAAGCUUGCGCUCUGUCUUGCCUCCCUCUUCCUCUGUAUGUUCUUGUUCGCAUUGGAUCAAUUGAUCGUUACUACCAUCUUGUCCACUGUGGGUAGCAAAUUCAACGCAUUGAACCAGGUCGGAUGGUUGUCGUCUGGUUUCCUUAUCAGUAUGGCCGUUUUGGUCGCCGUUUGGGGUAAAUUGUCCAUUGUCUUCGGUCGUAAAAGCACCAUGCUUGUGGCCGUGCUCUUCUUCGAGGCUGGUUCUCUCAUGUGCGCUUUGGCCAAUGACAUGAAUGUUCUUAUUGGUGGUAGAGUCUUGGCUGGUAUUGGCGGUGGUGGUAUUCAGACUAUGACAUUCAUCAUUGUCACUGAGAUUCUUCCCAUUCACAAGAGACCUAUGGGUAUGGCCUUGAUCGGUACUGUUUUCGGUGUUGCCUCCGUGUUGGGCCCUCUUAUUGGUGGUGCCUUCACCUCUGGUGUCUCUUGGAGAUGGUGUUUCUACAUCAACUUGCCUGUUGGUGCCGUCGCCGUGGUAGUGUUCAUUUUCUCCUUUAACCCUCCAAAGGGUCACGGUAACAUCUGGGCCAAAUUGAAGAUCAUCGAUUAUCCUGGUAUCUUCUUGUUGACCUCAGGUUUGGUUCUCCUUCUUUUGGCCAUGACCUUUGGUUCCGGCGGCGAGUUCCCAUGGCACUCGGGCGCUGUCAUCUCUUGCUUUGUUCUCGGUGGUCUCUUGACCAUUGGCUUUGGUGUUUGGAACUUUUGCUUCUCUAAGAAUCAAUUGAUUCCAAUUGAGGUCGUUAAAGUCUGGCCCACUAUGGCCGCCGCCAUCACCAUGUAUGGUAUGUUCGCCUGUUUCAUGGCCGCUGCCAUUUUCCUCGCAAUCUAUUUCCAGGUCAUUCACGGUGCCUCCGCCUGGAGAUCCGGUGUCGAUAUGUUGCCUCUUAUCAUCAGUGUCGUCCUUACCUCUAUUACUGGUGGUAUUCUUGUCAAGAAGACCAGAUUCGUCAAGCCCUUUGUCAUUUUCGGAACUUCCAUGACCAUGAUCGGCUCCGGUCUCCUCACUUUACUUGAGGUCGACUCCCCAACUUCCAAGAAGAUCGGUCUUUUGAUUCCUUUAGGUGUUGGCAUUGGUAUCAACAUGCAAGCUGCAAUCAUGGCUGGUCAAAUCACUGCCCCAAAGACUCCCGGUGGAAUUAUCCUCGCUACCACUGUCAUCAACUUCUGUCGUUCUGUCGGUGGUGCCAUUGCUGGUAUUUUGGCCGAUGUAGUUUACACUUCUACAAUCGAGAAGAACUUGCAGCCUGAAUUGAUGAAGCAGUCUCCUGCUGUCAUUGAGGAGCUCUCUAAAUACAACUUGAGAAGCCUUAUUCAACAGAACAUUACCGGCUUGUCUCCUGCCAGUGAGUACUUCUUGAAGUCCGUGAUCAUGAAGGCCAUUAAGUACGUGUUCUACGUCAACUUUGCAUACGCUUCCAUUGCCUUGAUCUUUUCUUUGUUUGUCACAAACCAAAGAUUGCCAGAGGCCACUCCUCAGGAAAGAGACUCCGUGAAGGAUUCUGAAGACGUAAAGUCUGCUGAGGUGAAGCCUGCCGAGGUUGAGCCUGCUCAGGAGAAGCCUAUUGAGCAAAAAGCUUAA
Molecule: messenger RNA, 1791 nt
Organism: Australozyma saopauloensis
Lineage: Eukaryota; Fungi; Ascomycota; Pichiomycetes; Serinales; Metschnikowiaceae
Product: MDR family MFS transporter
Exons: 1
Coding region: 1-1791 (596 amino acids)
Biological process (GO): transmembrane transport
Cellular component (GO): plasma membrane
Molecular function (GO): transmembrane transporter activity
Source: RefSeq, a predicted model, not a curated record